This is a messenger RNA of Stereum hirsutum FP-91666 SS1, 1168 nucleotides long. Its product is annotated as kinase-like protein. Gene Ontology annotation, molecular function: ATP binding; protein kinase activity. The transcript has 6 exons. The coding region runs from base 386 to 1168 and encodes 260 amino acids. The record is from RefSeq and is a predicted model, not a curated record. Gene Ontology annotation, biological process: regulation of mRNA processing; protein phosphorylation; spliceosomal complex assembly. NCBI's taxonomy places the organism in Eukaryota, Fungi, Basidiomycota, Agaricomycetes, Russulales, Stereaceae.
CGAGUUACCCACUUCUCCCCGCAGAAAGCCAUGGCGGUUUCUUCAUCCCUCAGCGGUCCGGGUCCACGCUCACGCUCAAGAAUGGGCGAUACUAUGAGAUCGUCUGUAGACUUGGCUUUGGACGAUACUCGAAUGUUUGGCUCGUUUGUGACUUUGAUCACACGAGCCAAACACAUUUCGCGCUGCCAAGGUGCUCUCAGCGGGGGAUACGAAACUGCGGCCAGCCGGCCUUCACCUAGAGUUCAACAUAUGGGAGAAGGUCGACGCAAGCGCUCGAGGGCUCUGUACACUUCCACUUCUCGAUCAUUUCCUGCAGGAUUCAGAGGCCAGUUGCGGUGACACGGGUCCGCACUCGUGUCUUGUCCUGCCUGUGAAUUCUAUCGAUAUGUCGGAGUAUAGGAAUGUCAGGCCUACCAACGUACUCCUCAGACGGCCCUUCGGAGAUCACGCCAUCGAGAAAUAUUUCUCUGAGAACCCACUCAAGAUAUAUGGCGAGGUCGAACUGCCGCAUGAUGGCGCGGGGGAGCGUUAUCCUGUGUGGGCUACUCAGGCCUUGCCACGUGAUAUACCGCGAGAUACCACACCGAUGCAGGCGGAACUUUUUGGGGCUUAUUUGGUGGAUUACGGACAGUGUCGAUUCGUUGGUUCUCCUCCAGCGGGAGAUAUCGUCACGCACUACACUCUGAGGGCUCCGGAACUUAUGCUCGACGUGAGUUAUGGCACGAAGGUAGAUGUGUGGGCGGUCGGCUGCUUGGUCUUUGAGUUACUCACUGGAGAGUCAUUGUUUGAUCCGAAAUCAUUUAACGGCGGCGACGAUACGGGUACUGGUAAUAGGAAGCUCGAUGACGCUCAUCUUGCGCAGAUGAUGGAUCUUUGGGGGGAACAAUUGUCUGCGGCGUUUCUGGACAAAUCUGCUAUACGAAGUCAGUUCUUCAACGAGCACGGCGAUCUGCUACGCAAACCACGACGCCACAUGCAAACUAUCGAAGCAUGUCUAGCAGCCUGCGCCCAUCUGAGACCCAAACCGGGCGAUGUCGAGCAGAUCGCGAGUUUCGUUCGGGAAUGUACGAGAUUGGAUCCGGUACAGAGUGCUACGGCGAGCGAACUCACGAUUCAUCCGUGGAUGGUGGACGCGUAUAUGGUGGGAUCUACGUAUCCGGUUUUUUGA